CCCAGGGGUAUUGGGGCAGGGGGUUGAAAUACUGGGGUUCAGGAGGAGGGAUAUUGGUAAAGAUGAAAAUGGGGGAAGGAAGCAGCACUGGCGAGGAGUCGGGAGAGUUCUCCUGAUUGUGACAUCACAUUCAUCCCCUGGGCGAUGGAGCUUGUUACUGGGAAGGAAGACUCAGUUGGAGAAUAGCCAACAAGAUGGGUUACUGGGAGAAUCUCUUCAGGGGCUCUGAGUGGAGGCAUCAGGGGGUUGGAGCCUUGUGAACAGGGAACCUGCCCCCAACGCUUGGAAGGAGCUGGGUUUCAGUGAUGAGACAUGGGGUAUGAUGUAACCCGUUUCCAGGGGGAUGUUGACGAAGAUCUUAUCUGCCCUAUUUGCAGCGGAGUCUUGGAGGAGCCUGUACAGGCACCUCAUUGUGAGCAUGCUUUCUGCAACGCCUGCAUCACCCAGUGGUUUUCUCAGCAACAGACGUGUCCAGUGGACCGUAGUGUCGUGACGGUUGCCCAUCUGCGCCCAGUACCUCGGAUCAUGCGGAACAUGUUAUCAAAGCUGCAGAUUGCCUGUGACAACGCUGUGUUUGGCUGUAGUGCUAUUGUCCGUCUUGACAACCUCAUGUCUCACCUCAGUGACUGUGAGCACAACCCGAAGCGGCCUGUGACCUGUGAACAGGGCUGUGGCCUGGAGAUGCCCAAAGAUGAGCUGCCAAACCAUAACUGCAUUAAGCACCUGCGCUCAGUGGUACAGCAGCAGCAGACACGCAUCGCAGAGCUGGAGAAGACAUCCUGGCCCCAGGGUCUGGCCACACUAGAGACUAGACAGAUGAACCGACGCUACUAUGAGAACUACGUGGCCAAGCGCAUCCCUGGCAAGCAGGCUGUUGUCGUGAUGGCCUGUGAGAACCAGCAUAUGGGUGAUGACAUGGUGCAAGAGCCAGGCCUUGUCAUGAUAUUUGCGCAUGGCGUGGAAGAAAUAUAG
Molecule: messenger RNA, 972 nt
Organism: Cebus imitator (Panamanian white-faced capuchin)
Lineage: Eukaryota; Metazoa; Chordata; Mammalia; Primates; Cebidae
Gene: RNF41
Product: ring finger protein 41
Exons: 6
Coding region: 313-972 (219 amino acids)
Biological process (GO): protein K63-linked ubiquitination; regulation of canonical NF-kappaB signal transduction; tumor necrosis factor-mediated signaling pathway
Cellular component (GO): plasma membrane signaling receptor complex
Molecular function (GO): ubiquitin protein ligase activity
Source: RefSeq, a predicted model, not a curated record